AUGAAAUUGUCGUUGGCAUUUGCACUUUUGAGUGCUGCUUCAACCUCCUUGGCCGACCUGUCCUCCGACCUGUCCUUGCCCACCAUAGUUUCUACCAGUAUUUGUACCGUUGGAUGUUCUGCUUCUUCUGUUGAACUUGCUCCUUCCAGCUUUCACUUUACCAAUUCCACCAGAGCUGCUGCCGUGCCUACUGUGCCCACUUCGGUUGUUUCCGACUCAGUCUCGGACUCAGCUUUGGUUUCAGCUGCUCCAACCUUGGCUUCUUCGCUGACCAAGGUCAGAUCCACCAUUUACGCCUACGACACCUACACCGAUGAUGACAUCUUUGAAACCACCAAGACGGUUUGUGACGUCUACUCCAACUGCUAUGUGACCACCGAGCUCGAGUCGUCCACCACCAUAACCACCACCGUUGACGGAAUCUUGACGGUGAUCACCACGGCGGUUCCUGUUACUCCAACCGAGACCACAGCCGUCGAUGCUACGGGAACUACCGAAGCCGAAGCUACUGAAGCAACUGAAGCUACUAAAGCCACAGAAGCAACCACUCACACCAAAGCUGUCGCUGGUUCUGGUUCAGCGUCUGGUUCAGCUUCUGCUGUUUCCACCGAAACCGUCGCUUCCACCAUCCACGUUAUUCACACCGUUUGCCCUGCUGAGAAACCCUGCUACUUAACCUCCGAGCCCGAGACUUUGUCGACUUACACCACCACCAUCAACGACGUCGAGACUGUGGUCACCACCUACUGUCCUCUCACAGAGACUCCCGCUACCCAAACCAAGGCUCCAAAGUCUGAGACUACUUCAGCUAAAACUUCAGCUACUUCAGCCAAACCUGAAACAAAUUCCACUUUGACAGACUACCACACCACCUUGGUCACCAUCACUUCUUGCAACCAAAACAAGUGUUCCAAGGCUACCCACACCACUGGUGUCACUGUGGUCACAACCACCAUCGAUGACCAUGUCACAGCUUACACCACUUAUUGUCCAGUCAAACCAACCACCGCCACUCCAUUGACCACCAUUUCAACUGCUCCUCCAGCUCCAGUCACGGCUACCCCAGAGGAGUUCACCACAGUGAAUGUUAUCACCAAUAAUAUCGUCACCCAACUGCCCUCAGUCGGUAAGACAAGCACUUCCACUGCACCUCCAGUUCCAGCUGUUUCCUCUUACGAGGCAGCCGGAAACGUAGUCAAGGUGGGAUCCACGGUGUUGGGAUUGUUGUCGGUGAUUUACUUGGUGUUGUAG
Messenger RNA from Meyerozyma guilliermondii ATCC 6260, 1251 nucleotides. RefSeq names its product Pga38p (gene PGA38). NCBI's taxonomy places the organism in Eukaryota, Fungi, Ascomycota, Pichiomycetes, Serinales, Debaryomycetaceae. The transcript has a single exon. The record is from RefSeq and is a predicted model, not a curated record. Bases 1 to 1251 code for a protein of 416 amino acids.